GACGCUGAACUACAAGACACGCUCCACAUUACGUAUGCGGAUGGUCAUGCUGUAGUUUAUUUUCACCUCACUUCAAACAUUUGGUUUGGAAUCUAGCCUUAUAGCUUCGCAUCAGUUUCUUAUUGACAGCGAUCACAGCGGUUUAUUGCGAGCGGCGAGAUGGUUGAUAUGGGAUCAAUAGGAGGCGAGGGGAUGUACAGCCAACUUAUCGAUGACAGCCAAUGUAUUGAAGAUGAAGAGCAGCGCAGCCCAUGUGUGCACAAUGCUCCCUCACUGAGAUCAGCCCCCGGACCCAGUGGCUCCAGGCCCUACAGGUUAGCCACAGUCUUCCUGGCCACGCUGUGUGCCAUCCUGUUGCUAUCUGUCAUCGCUGUGAGUACACACUAUAAGAACAUCCUGCAGGGAUUUAGCCACGAGCGUCAGGCCCUCCUGCCUCAGAAUGGGUCCAGUGGUCAGAUCCAGAUGCAGAAGCAGCCCAUCAAUGUGACGGCCCUGACUGAAGCCCUGCACAAACUGAAGGCGGAGAAUGAAGGUCUUAUAAAGGAGAGAGACGAGCUUGUCGCCAGGUUGGCCAAAUCAGAACGAGUGCCGACAUUGCCCCCCAAGGCCCCGGUCGCCUGUCCGUCAGAUUGGCUUCGGUUCAACAACAGCUGCUACUACAUCUCCACCAGGAGUAGGAACUGGCCGGACAGCCAGUCCUGGUGCAAGGAGAAAGGAGGCCAUUUGGCAAUCAUACUCACUGCUGAAGAACAGACGUUUCUUUGGGACCAGUUACCUCGGGGACACUGGAAUGCUUACUGGUUCGGAAUCACAGACCACAAGAAAGAGACAGACUGGGUUUGGGUCGAUGGAACCAAAUUGGUCGGGGGUUUUUGGGAGGAGGGCGAACCCAAUAACCACAUUGACGAGGACUGCGGCUACAUUGUCAAGACACAGGUGCUGGAGCGCACGGCAAUUCGCAGCUGGUAUGAUGCUCCAUGCUCCAUGUACUGGCCCUACAUCUGUGAGAUUUAGCCCAAUAACUGUUGCUGCUUCUUAUGAAGAUGGGCACUGGUCUGAUCAGCAGUCAUGUGUUCACGCUGGAGGGGCAACAAUAUUCACAGUGAUAGACCAGCGUGGACCAACAUUUUCUCCUCAGGAGCUCCUGGGCAUGCAGGGUUUUCCUCUAGCCCUGCACUGAUACAUCUGAUUCAGGUGCGUUAGAGCAGGGCAAGAGCAACACUGUGCAAGAGUGUUAGUUCUAGACUAGGAGGGUACACCCCUGUGUUGGAGAUAUGCAGCAGAAUCUGGUUAAUGUGAAAUGCUAUUCUUUGCUACUAUCUUUACCUGUUUCAUGUAUUUUUUAUCAAACAAUGUACAUAUCUUAAUUUGGGGUUUAACCAAAGAUCAAAAUACUUCUAAUGCACUAUUUGACGACUAGUUAUUUUAGGUUGAUGGAAAAUGGUGUAAUUAAAAAAACAAAUAUAAUCAUUUAUUUUAUAAUCAUGAUUUGUCUAAAACACAUUAAUAAAUGUUCCAUUCAUAACCAUUCAAAAUGUAUAUUUUACUCUGAAAAUAUGUUGAUUCUGUCAAUAAACAUUAUGCAAAGUUA
Messenger RNA from Esox lucius (northern pike), 1591 nucleotides. Its product is annotated as C-type lectin domain-containing protein. The record is from RefSeq and is a predicted model, not a curated record. The coding region runs from base 160 to 1014 and encodes 284 amino acids. The transcript is spliced from 6 exons. Lineage: Eukaryota; Metazoa; Chordata; Actinopteri; Esociformes; Esocidae.